This is a messenger RNA of Vitis riparia (riverbank grape), 651 nucleotides long. RefSeq lists its product as uncharacterized. The record is from RefSeq and is a predicted model, not a curated record. Lineage: Eukaryota; Viridiplantae; Streptophyta; Magnoliopsida; Vitales; Vitaceae. Bases 1 to 651 code for a protein of 216 amino acids. The transcript has 2 exons.
AUGGGACACAACUUAGUCGGUCUCGAAAACCCUGGAAGAGUUUUAUCCGGAUUCAACGGGGCAUCAACUAUUUCGUUGGGAGACAUUGUGCUGCCAGUCCAAGCUGGCCCAGUCACUCUCAACGUUCAAUUUUCGGUAGUACAAGAUCUAUCACCCUUCAAUGUUAUCUUGGGACGCAUAUGGCUACACUGUAUGAAGGCCAUCCCCUCCACAUAUCAUCAGAUGGUAAGCUUUCUCACUGAAGAUGGGCAAAUCAACCUAUACGGCAGCCAACUAGCCGCUCGCCAAUGCUACCAGAUACCAAGAGAAGCAGGGACCAGUCGGGAGAAUGAACCCUCCCCGAGUCCACCCAUGCACUCGACCAAUAGCAGUCAUUGUGUCCGGCGGACAGAGAUCCCCGAAACCCAGAACAUCCAAGACGUCCUCCGACAAAACCAUGACGUUUUCGCAUGGGCACACUCUGAUAUGAAGGGAAUUCACCCCUCGAUAGUCUCGCAUAAGCUUAACAUUUUACCAAUGGCAAAACCCAUCCGGCAAAGGGUUAGACGUUUUCACCCGGAUAGGCAAAAAGUCAUCCGGACGGAGAUUGACAAACUGCUGGAAGCCGGAUUCAUCAAAGAAGUGGAAUAUCCAAACUGGUUGGCAAUGUAG